UAUUACAACAAAAUAUUAACAUUAACACAGACCUUUAAAAUACAUCUUUUUUCAUAAUCAGUGUUCACAUGAUGUGUCCAAAAUGUCAAUUUUAACUUGGAUUAUAGAUGCUGUAUUUUUCCUGAUUUCAAAUUUGUUUUACUUUACUCUCUAUUAUAAGUCUAAAUGUUGUGAGACUUAUAUCAACGGCUAUAGCGAUUCCUAGCUUUUAAGGAAGGGAUGUACUAUUUAUUGAUCGGAGCAUUGAUUCUGAUGAAUGUGACAUGCAACUGAUUGAUAAUCGUACGCCAUUAUAUGACCUCAUUAAUUAUAAACAUAGAUGGCGUCAUUAAAAAUUUAAAAAGUUAACAGUAAAGCCUAGAUGAUAAUAUUUCACGUAUUGUCAUAUUAGGCUAAUGUGGAAAUAUGCUGUACCUAUAUAUUCACAAACAUAUUUUCCCAAAACAUAGUCGAAGUGUAGGUCCGUUUGACGUUAUUAGUAAAUCAAUUUUAGAGAAAACAAACAUACAUGUACACAACACAGGAUACAAUGAGUUUAAAAAGUUUGUACAGCAAUAUACAAAUGUGUAAAAUAUAUAUCAAAAAUUAAGGAAGCAAUGCUAAUAUUCCUUGUAAUAGAUUUUGUAUUUCCUUCAAACCUCGAAGUACUUCCGUGUUCAUCGUAUAAUAAUGGCUGGACGCACACAACAUGCAAAAAAACAACAACCUGAAUAUCGAUUAUGAAUAUGAAAAAAGUUUUAAAAAUUUAACAUUGGCAAUGUUGACUUAACCUUUUUCCAAAGAGCGAUUGUACCUCAAAAGACUCUACCUACAAGAGGAUAUUCCCCGAUUGUCCUAACAAACUGUUGUAAGUUGGAAUUGGGAUCAAAUUUAUUCCCACCCACUCAACAUAGAAAAAAGAAGUACUACCCCACGAUGGGAGACCCCCUGUUCACGAGACACAUCUGACUCCCUGCCACCCAUGGUCAUCCCAGUGGAACAAGCUCUUCGUGCAAUGUCCGUGAAAUCCACUCUACAGAAAGAUGCUGCGAUUGUUUUAAAGAAAAACUACAUACCAGUCCUAGGACGUAGGUUAACGAAUUCUUUCUUGAUUACGAACUUGGAGACCGCCGACAUGGAAGGGUUGAAUUUGGUAGAGGAAUCUGAUAACAUGCAGACUGCUUGCAAAAACAACAACAUAUCGACAAUUUUACUUAAUGAGUACCGACUUUUGUCUACUCUGGCGGUAUUUCUGGAGAAAGUGCUAGAGGAUGAGGUGUACUUUGAGCACAGUGAGCUCUAUGACCUCAUGGCACCAGUUCAAGACAAGCUUUAUGAACUCAUGUGUGAUUUACAUACCACCUUAUACACUAUUCUUCAUGUCACCAUUGAAAAUCAUGUGACACGUGACGUCAUGAAUACUGAUUUAAGAAGCUUAUCAGAAGACCGAUCGAGUCGCUACUACAGGGAUUAUGUCAUCUACAGUAAAAACAUUCAGUAUCUCAAUCAUUUAUCUGCAAAAUUUCUGAAUCUGACGACUUCUUCAUAACUAACUAGUACAACGUUGAAACCUGACGUCCUGAAGAAAUUUUUUUUUCUUCUUGCUCCAGUGAUAAUAGUGUUGUUCAUUUUUAUGACACUAAUAUUUUUAAAAGAUCCACAGAAAAAAAAUUUAUCUCUGAGUUGGAAAAAAAAAAUCCAAAUACUAUUUUUACCAAAAUUUUAUGUGUUGUUUUCCAGUCUUUGAGACAUAAAAAAGUGAAAAUGUCGAUAAAAACAAACCACAUUUUUGAAAAUUAGUGCCGAUUUUUAUUAUGUUAGAGAACGAUCCGUAAGCGUGACUUAUGGCUUUUUAAGCUGACUUGUAUUAUGUGUAUGAUGGACAGUGUUUACAAUAUUAUGUGUAUGAUGGACAGUGUUUACAAUAUUCCAUGAACCUGGUAUAAUUGACUUUAUGUUCUAAAAUACUUAUUAGACUCUUAGUGGUAAUCUUUAUUGUUUUACAUGUUAUAUGAUAAUUGAAUUGGUUUAUUUGUUAUACCUCAUAUUCAAAGUUGUGCAAUAUGCUUGAUUUAAUCUUAUUUUUAGAUGUAUCUAUUUUUAUUUUGCAUUAUAUUUAUAGUGUUGUGAAAGUUUUGAACGGAAAUAAUGUACUUAAAUAAGAAAAAUUUAUAAGGACAUAGCAUAUUAAAUGUCUUUUUUAAAAAGAAAUGAGAAUGGGAGCGUAUAUUUAUUUUUUUUAAUUUUAUUAUUCAUAUCUGGGUUUUUUUUAUUAUUUAUUAACAUCGUUUAGCGCUUUAUGCAAAACGGAAUCUGUGAUAUUUUUUACACAGUGCAUUAUACCUGGUAUUUAUUUGCAAUAAAAUGGAAA
Molecule: messenger RNA, 2350 nt
Organism: Magallana angulata
Lineage: Eukaryota; Metazoa; Mollusca; Bivalvia; Ostreida; Ostreidae
Exons: 4
Coding region: 962-1528 (188 amino acids)
Source: RefSeq, a predicted model, not a curated record